This is a messenger RNA of Erpetoichthys calabaricus (reedfish), 9881 nucleotides long. RefSeq lists its product as uncharacterized. Lineage: Eukaryota; Metazoa; Chordata; Cladistia; Polypteriformes; Polypteridae. The transcript has 26 exons. The record is from RefSeq and is a predicted model, not a curated record. The coding region runs from base 22 to 4119 and encodes 1365 amino acids.
ACAACAGGCUAGGGUGGGACGAUGCGGAAACGAAACCUAAGUGGAGGAGGCACUCGAUGUCCGCCGCUGUCUAGCUCCGUCAUGGCAGAUUGGACAGCCAGCCGCAGCCGCUUUCAGGACGCGGAGUACAAGAACUGGCUGAAAACGACUCUGUGCUUGCAGCUGCUGAGAGGCGGCUUGUCGCAGUUUUUGGAGACGGAGACGGGCAUAUUCCACGACAAGCUGCUUUCUGCGCUAUCAGCACAGUCCUGCCAGAACAACUGCCAGAUCAACUCCAGAGGCAACCAGUUCAUUAAGGUUCCAAAUCUAUGCCCAGUCUGCAAUAACUGGAUCAGAGAAAUUUUGUCACAUCACAACAACAACAAAGGCAGAAUCUAUUGGAAUAAUUGCACCCCUUAUUGUUGGGCUAAGGAAAAAUGGGAAGUGGCCAAGGUAUAUAUGCCAAAUGGGAACACGAAACAUUCCGCUGUGAAUGAAUUUGAUAUUUCUGCUGUCUUGAACUACAUGAGCAACUGUAAACACUUUACAAACAUGGUGAAAAAUACAAGGUUAAAAGAGGUGACCAAUGUAAGAAAUCAAAUGAUGCAUUCUGCCACAAUGAAGGUCAGUACUCAGGACAUGAUGACACAUAUCAGCAAAGUCCAAGCAGUGCUUAAGGAGCUCCAGACUCGUGUGCCUGAGUUAAAAGAAAUUGACAAUGAAAUUGUUAAGCUGCAGACAACUGAACUGAAUUUAUUCUUCGAAGAAACGAAGCCUGAGCUACCAGAUGGAAUGCAGGUCAUUAGCUCAGUACUGGACAAACAGAAGCUUCAUGAUUUGGAACAACAGAUACUGAAGGAAAAGAUUGAAAUAUUGACAUUGAGGCUGGAAGAAACCAAAGAUGGCGCAGUUAAUCAAAAAGAGCUCUGUGAACUGAAGGAAUUUCUAGAGAAUAACAAAGACCUGCUGGAGCUGCUGAAUCCAUACAUGGCUAAACUGGAUGAAAUUCAGGUGAAGGUGACGCAGCAUGAUGAACAGCUCGAUGUUCUGGAGGUGAAGGUGGGCAGACUGGAAAAAAUAUCUGACGAGCCAAUUUUCAGUGUUCCUGUAGUUAAGAACAAGAAUCAUCUUCUUGAAAUUGCACAGGAAAAACAUUGGCCUAUGCCGGAGUUUUCUUCUAUUAGGCACGCUCAUGGCUAUAUUGGUGAAGUGACAGUAAAUGGUAAAAAGUACACAGGAUCAAAAGUCCUUCCUAACAUUAAGGCUGCACAUCAGGAAGUUUCCAAAAUUGCUCUACUGAUGUUAGAGGAAAACACUGAUGCAUCCUCUACAGAAGAAGAGCUUCUGAACACUAGCAAAACUGGUCCGUCUCUGUUUUUUGUGCGGGUGACAGUUCAUUUGAAGAUUAAGUGUGAACUUCCAGAUAUUUACAGUGAAGAAGGGACUGCUGAAAAUGCGGCUUAUGAGAAGUUUGCUAAAAUGUUUAACAUGGAAACUUCAUCAGAAGGUAAACAUAAACUAACAGUCGUGGAAUUCUGUAACAAAUCUGGGUUUAAUGUGCCAAACGUGAUUACCCAAGAAAUUAAGGAAAACAAAUUUAAAAGCGUGUUAUGGAUAUGUGGCCCAUUCAGAUUUCAAAAUAAAGUGGGUUGCUACAAAAAAAAAGAAGCAGAGCAAGAUGCAGCUAAGGAGGCACUGACGUGUCUGACCAGAGUCCUGCAAUGGAAUGGUGUUUGUGACAAAGGAAACUAUAAAGGCAAGCUGUUGGAACUGCUUGCUCAAACCCCUCAGGGUCAGGCUAUGUUUGAAUCGGUUGAUGGGGAGAACAUGUGCACUCAAGACACCAAGGUCACAGUCCCAAAAGACCAUGUCUCUGACACCUCUCAAACGGAGUCAGCACAGUUGUUGCCGAAUUAUGAGCCACAGCAAGUACCAGCAGUGCCGCCAGGAUUCUUUGCAGUUGUGUGCAUUACUUUAAAUAAAAUUAUUGAGCUGCCAGAAACGUUCCCUAUGGAGGAGGAGGCAAUCCACUCAAUAUACAGAGACCUACACCUGAAACUUGGACUGGAAUGCCCAAAUUCAGAUAAAGCUGGAUGUUCUGCAAAGCAGAAAAUUCAAAGUUUCUUUAAGGAGUAUGUCUCUAAGCAACCUGAAGAAAUUUGUGUGUCAUUGGCUGAGAAAAUGUUUCAAUGCAAGUUAGACAUCUCAGGCCAAUAUAAAUUUUGCGGUAAAGAGCCGUCUCCUAAAAAACAAAUGGCAGAACAAGAGGCAGCCAGAAAUGCCCUGUUUCAUCUGAGGGGAAUUCUUGGCUCGGAUGGUGUAUGUAAUGACAAAAAUUAUAAAGGGAUGCUUCAAGUUCUGCUUGAAAGGCAGCGUCAGGCAAAGCCUACCUAUACGUCUUUGUCUUGUGAUGGGAAGAAGGAGGAAGAUGUCACAGAUAAAGAUAUCUCUACUAAUGCUGUAGUUCCCCCCAGAAAUGAUGAAGACUCCACAGCCAGUCUUCCAUCCAUUUCAGCAGCAUCUAUGGAGGAUGUCCCAGCCUCGCAAGCCAAAGUGAAAAAACUUCAAACUGAGUCAUCAACUUCAACAGGAGAAGGUUUCCGUGUAUCUGUGUGUUUUACCCUUCAAAAAAUUAUUGAACUACCAGAGACUUUCAAUGAUAAGGAGGAGGCUAGAAGGGCCAUAUACCAAGAUCUGUUCCGAAAACUUGACCUCUUGGCCCCAGAAUCAGAAACCAUUGGUUAUGAUAAAGAGCAAACAGUUGCAGAUUUCCUUAAAAAGUAUUCUUCUAAUCAGCCUGCUGUGAUCUGGAAAGAAACUGCAGAGAAAAAAAUUCAAUGCAAACUUGAUAUUUCUGGACAGUACAGAUUUUGCAAUCCAUAUCCUUUACCUAAAAAACAGAAGGCAGAGCAGGAGGCAGCCAAAGAGGCACUCACUCGCCUCUCGGCGGUUCUUGGUUGGAAUGUCAAUCCUAAUAAUGAAAACUAUAAAGGCACUUUACAGACUCUAAUCACUCAGCAAGGCUUUGAGAAUCCUACUUAUAAACCUUUCUCUGGUGACACAACACAUGAAAAUGACUCCCAAAGUAAAGGGUCUUUGAUUGCUGCUCCUUAUUCCAGUAAGAUAAAUGAAGAAUCAAGCACCUCAACAUCAGUAAAGAGGCUGGCAGAGGAUUUCCAGGAACUACAGGAUACAACAAGAAAACAGCAAAUUCAAUCAUCAAUACUGCAGGACCUCCUUGAGAAAUAUCAACUCAUUCCACCUCAUGUGUCUCAUCACUUGAAUGUGAAGAAGUCCUUCAUGUGCUGUGCUGUCAUUCAGGUGGAGAAGCAGCUUGUUAAAACUGAAAAAGGCAGCAGCUCACAUAAAGACGCUAAGCGUUCAACUUACUCCAAACUUGGAAAAGCCCUAGACAUUGUUAAGGAGAGUGAAGAUGACCCAGUGGAUAUUGUCUCCAAGGUGAAGUCUUUUUGUCGGGAAAAGCAUUAUGAUUGCCCUGUAGAAGAAUUUACUAAGAAAGACAAAAAUUUCAUAUGCGAGCUUACUUGCACUCUGAAGUUUUCAUACCUUGGCAAUGGUACUGACCUAAAAGAAGCCCAACAGGAGGCAUCACAGAAAGCACUUUCAAGACUUGCAGGGAUUUUUGAAUGGGGAGUGCUUGCUAAAGUGACAAAUGAGUCACCUUUGGACAGACUUACUCAUCUUUUGCAGAAGCAGGAACAAAGUAAAGUGACUUUUGAGAGUGGAGACACUACGCAUAAAGCCAUCCUUGACCUACAAUUCAAUGAUUUUUCUAUUCAGAGCAAAAAGCAUGACUCAAAAAAAGCAGCACAACAAGAAAUCAGUGAUCGUCUUCUGCGACUGCUGGAACAUGAUUCUAAAUCACAACAUGUCCUGCUCCAAUCACUAUCAAACAGUUCAAGUAGUGGCCCUUCAGCACGUAACAGAGUACAGGAAUGGUUUGCAAAACAAGGCUUGACUAUUCCUCAUUAUGAAGAUACAACUUACAAACAUGGUGCAAAGUUAACAUUUUCUGCAAAUAUCCAACUCAUGCAUAAAGAUGCAAAGCCAAGCUGGGAGCUGGCAGAGGAGGAACUACUCAGAGAACUCAAGACUUGUAUUGAGCACAUUAUGGGUUAGUUUGAGACAACCAGCAUCCCACAUGCCAUUGAAUCAGUCAUGUUGAAGGACAGUCACCAGGCCUCCACUGGGCAGAUUAUGUCUGUCUGGAGACUGCCAGAAUGUUGCUCCUUUAUAUUCAAUGUUCUUUUUUUAAUCCCAGCAGACACCUUAUAAGAUGGCUGUAUCUUUUCAUCUGCAAAUCUGGCAAGUGUAUCUUAAAGAGGAUGUUAUAUGUUUAAUCAAAUUGAGGUAUAUUGUUGACUUGUUUUAAUGAAAUGAGAAGACAAACUUCAGAAAGAACUUUUUAACCAACGCCAAGCAGCACCACAUAGUCAUCAUUCUAACCCUGGCAUCAGACUGUCUUUCAGCUGAAAACAAAUGGGAGGCCAGGCCGGAAUUACUUGUCAUUACAGUUUUUCUUGGGAUGAGAAGAGUCUUUUUAUAUUAAGAAACCUCAGUUAUCUCCAAGCUGAUUUGCCAAACCUGUGUACUAUAUUGAUAUAUGACAAGCCCACCUUCUUGAGUAGCCCUUAUUUUAUUCUGUGCCUGUGCAUACAGUAAUCCCUCGCUACUCUGCGGUUCACUUUUCGCGGAUUCACGACUUUGCGGGUUUUUAAAUACAAGUGAUUGCCCGCCUAUCACGGAAGUUAUGUUCCAGACCCAUCAGCAACAGGAGAAAAUCCGCGAUAUAGAAAGACCAUAUAAAUAAACAUUUUUAUAGUUUAAGCCUUAAAAUACCCAUCCCACAUGCUUUAAACACAUGUAAACUUAUAAAACACCUUUGUUAAAACAUAUGAUAUGUGGAUGUCGGGCUAAGGAUAUGAGUAACAUCUCACUAUUAUAAAACAUUUUAACUUCAUGCAAGACAAGACAGUGAGACAGGAAAAUUGGUGAUGUACAGGCUUUUAAAUUAUUGACACGCAGAGCAACAAGCAGCACAAAGCCAGCACAAAGUCCACUUCUCCUUAGCAUUCAUUCAGCUCCCCACCCCCUUGACAAUGCGAAGUGGCAGGAGCUUACUGCGCCUCCGGGGAGGGGGGUUUGAGCAAACGUGCGUUCAGCCCUCACACCCCCACACACACACACACACACACACUCCUCCUCCUCCUUCCGAACGCGCAGAGCGACAAGCAGGCAUUUUGGCAGAAGCAGCACAAAGUCCAUUUCUGCUCUGCUCAGAGUUCAGCUGCCCCCGUUCACAAAGCGAGUGCAGACACAUUGACGUCUGAUCGCUGCGUGCAGUGUGCAGUGUUGGUCUGCGGUGUUUAAGAAUGCAGAAAGUGUUUAAGAGCAUAGGAAGUGUUUAUAAGAGCGUGGGAAAGGUUAACAAGAGAGUGAGAAAGGUUUAUAAGAGUGUGGGAAGGGUUUAUAAAACCUUAAAAUAUGUAUAAAUAAUAAAAUAAAUAUAGGUCGCUACUUCGCGGAUUUUCACCUAUCGCGGGGGGCUCUGGAACGUAACCCCCGCGAUAGGUGAGGGAUUACUGUACUGUACAUUUCACCCUGACGAAGAACUGAUGCAUGGUUUAUUUGAAUGCAUCCAUGUAACUUGAUAUAUGAUGUCAUUUCACUUUUUUUCUACUUUUACUCUCACUGUCUCAUUGGAUUUCAUUUAUUUAGCUCAUGUGCGUGAAUCUCAUUCAGUGCAUGAUUCAUUUAGUCUCCUUCCACACUCCCCCUUAGAGUAGUUUGUAUUUAUAUCCAGGGAAAAAUAGGACAUUACUUAGUCUAAACAAGAGAUAUCAGCUUUAUGAAAAGUUCCUUUCAAUAUCUUAUUUGUUCAUAUUCAGUCCUUGGUAUAAUGCCCAGGAACCUUGUAAAAAUUUAGCUUAUGAAAAUAUCUCCAUGCAGCUGCAAGAAACAAUUGAGAUACAGUGCCCCGUACAAUCAUGAUUUUUGUGAAAAGUCAAUACACUUCCAUAGUGGAGGGCACCACAGUUAGUUUUCAGAUGUGCAACAAGCACUGUUGAAUUUGUAGAGCAACCAUCUUAGCCUCAUUGGUGUCAAUGGCAGGGUAGGCCUUUGUGAAGACAAACUUGUUUCACUAUAGUGCUUUCAGCAUGGGAAAGGUUCUAUAUAAGUAAAAUGUAUUGUUAUCGUUAUUAUUAUUAGAACAGGGUUCAACCUGUGUAAAUUAUAUUAUGUUACUAAUAAUCAACCUCUUGUUUUCGAUCCAAACACUAUAUUAUAUAGUGCCUUUUUAAAGAAACACUAUUCCCCACUGAUUUCACUACCAUUUUAUAUAGUGUUUUCACAGUAAUUUUCAUCACCAAGGAUGAAAGAAAGGCUAAUGUGGCCACUGAUCAUUGCUGGGCCAAUGGAAGAAACCAAGCAACCACUGAAUCUGCCUCUUGUUCUUCUGUUAUUUCAUAAAAUGAUAUAGCAUCCUUGCCUUGACAUUUGUUUAGCUGGCCUUGUCUUCUAGUAAUCUUCUUGUUGCACAAUUAAUUGUAUAAAUUAAAGUUAUGUUUAUAUAAUUGAUUAUUGCAUGUUGUACAGCAUACUAAUUAGGGCACUGGUCUUUAAACCCUCUGUGUGACUCUGUGUUUUAUUGCACUAUAAAAUCAAAUGAUUGUGUUUGCUGUCUUGCAACACCAAAUGUUUAUUUGUGGGAAAGGCUUUUGGGAACACCUCUCCUUAAAACAUAAUCCCCUUUUUAUCAAAUGUGUAGAUUCUUUUCCCAUAGACUGAUAGUUAUACUGUAUGUUGUCCCUCUGCUGCUACUCCAGUUUCAGUUCUAAGCUGCACUUGCAUGUAGUACUAUGGUCCAGUAUCUUCUGUUAAUAGCUCUCUGUCAGAGUUCAUUUAGGUGUGACUGUCACUAUAGCUUAUUACUUUGUGCUAUUUCUCGUUCUCUCUCUCUCUAUCUCAGCCUUGAAUGAAGUUGUUGUUCCCAGCCCCUGACUAUAAAAUAGAAGAAAAUGUGCAAGCAUGGAAAGAGGCCUAAGCUUUACUCUUUAGAUGUUAUCAUCAAAUAGCUAGUGCCAUAAACUAAAGCAAAUAGUUUGUGGUAAUCCGAACCAUACAACCUGAUAGUGUUAGAUGUGCAGUCUCUCAGGCAGCACUUAAUCUUACAGUUUCACAAAGUCUUGGUUUGACGUAAUCCUUCUCUCUGUACUAGCUAGUUCAUUGUCUGGCUUUAUAUAGUCAUUUUAUUACUGAGGCUCAUAAAUUCUUCUGUCCCUUUCCUUAUGCUUUCUUCCUGUGGGUAGAACUGAGGUAUCUAAAAUUUCUAGAAAAGCCAUCUUUAUAUUAUGUAAAUUCUUGUCUCCAAAUGAAGGGUUCAUAUAAAUAAAUCCAUGCAUGUGACAUCAUUUGCGCUCAAAAGCAGCACUUCUAAAAACAUGUCACAAGCGACACACUCUGAAGCAGUGCUUCUAAAAACAGUUUGAAAAGUGGACCGUGGCGCUGUGCAAUUUGGAAUAAAUAAUCUCACCCUGUGACGUUCAGGCAUCAAUAGGGAGUGGUUGUGCACAAAUGUGCUUCACUCUGGCAACAGUUGUGGUGCCUGGGUGAUUGUGUAUGCACGUGCAAAUGUGAACGUCAGUCAGGUGUCUUAUCACUGCCUCAGAGGGAGCGGUGCAACACACCUGCACCCAAUUAGGAAUGCCGAGUAUAAGAGGAGCCUGCAUGGAAGAGAGGGGGAAAUGAGAACAGGUGGAGAAAAAGAAAAGAUGAAGGUUAAAGGACAGGAGAAGAAGGCAGGAACGGGAGAGAACCAGUGUGGAAGAGAGGAGGCAGGCAGCCAGGAGGUGAGCCCCAUUGGAGAGAGUGAGGCCGAAGUUCAGGGGUUGAAGAGGGCCACUCCAUCUGACCUGGAGCUUGCUCCCACAGAAGUCCGGGGAGAGGUGAGGCUCGGACUGGGAGCCCUGCUGUGAGCUAUGGCCAAGUAGGGACCCAGGCUUCUGUGAAGGUUGGCUGUGCUUGUUGGUUGGGAGUCUCCUCUGCUGCGAUGCCCCAUUUGGAGAUGUCAGUUUUAAAGGGAUGCCCUGAGGACUGAGAUUUUUAGAAAAGUCUCCUGCCAUGGAAUUUUAAUAUUUUUUUAUAGAUUAUUUAUUGAGGUUUCAACCACCAUCGUUACUUUGACUUUUAUUGGAUUAUUACUUUAUUAUUGAAGAGCUGACACUCUAUGCUGUUUUGAAUACUGACUUUGUUUUUGGGACUGAUUUUAAUAAAAGCACUUGUCACUUUUUUGCACCUACCCUUUGCUGCAUGUGUGUGUCCUCAUUUACCCGGCUCAUCUUGGUUAUGAUUAUCGACAGUGGCAGGGUCAAGAGGCUUCCAAACAGAUGCAAGAGCAUGAAACCAACCCGCACUGUCACAAUCAGUCAGAAGUGGAUAAUAAGGUGUGCACAUGUUAUCCUUCAUUCAGCCUCUGCGCCUCUAAAAACCAUUCAAAAGUGUUUUGUUCACCAUCCAGCAAACAAAAUGCAGAGGUAUGGGUUGGGAAAUGUAGUGAAACGGUAGUUGUAAAGCUGUAACAGCAAUUCUUAUCAGUGAUAAAAGUAACACACUAGCAUUCCUGAAGACUCGUAACUUACAAUGCCUUACAGUUUUAUUUUUUUACUUUUCACUUCGUGAGCACCCUUACUGUCAGCAAGGGGUUUUCAUUUUCAGAAUCUCUGUAUAGACAAUUAUCAUAAAAUGUCAAAUGCUAAAUAUACAAAUCAACAAACUGAAACAAGAGCAAAAUAACAUUAACAGAAAACAACAGUUUCAGAAAACAAAUGCAUAAUUGUAGUCCUCGUUACCCUUUGUCAACUAAUCUGCCUGUUCACCAAAUGUAAAAAGAUACUGUAGACUAUAUUAACACUUGUCCUAUGGCUCUAUAUCAUAGUGUGUCAGAAUGUGGCCCAUUACUGUAUAUGAAGAUUUUUAUGUAUACAUUUUAGGGGUUUUCCUCCUUUAAAUUAAGAUUUUAUGAAAUUUGUAUAUGAGUAUUACAUGAAAAUUAUGUGCUGUAAAAUUACCAUUGUUUUAUACACAUUUCAUAAUUCUUGUUAUGUUAAACUGCAUAGCCUUUAGUCUUCCUUGUUUGUGUCUUAUUUGUUAAUUUGUUCUGUCAUCAGCUCUUAUGAAGAAUGUACUUGAAGGUGUUGUAUCAUCCCAAUCCCCUAGCACACAUAAAGCAUGUUGUUUCUGUAGUCCUAUAUUGCAGAGGCAGUGGAUCUGAAGUUGUGGAGGUGUUAUUUUGGAAAAACAUUCACUUCUUGUGGUGCGAUUACUACUGACUGACUGUUGUGAGCUGUGCUCAUUGCCAACAGCUGCCAGUUGGUCUUCAUGCAAUGAAUUUGUAUACGCUGAUGUUGAUUUCAUUGCAUCUACAUAUGUAAUUUGUUUGCUUCUACAGAGCUCAUCGUACGUGAAAUGCAAACCUACCGUCUAAAUGAUACAGAGCUACCAGACAUACAUUUUUAACAACCCAAUAAAACGUUUGCAUAAAGAAAUAGUAGGGGCCCAGUCAGUGUCUUUGACGAUAAGAACUUUCAAUCAGUAUUUACAGAUCUCGUCAGUCAGUGCCAUCCAUCAGACCUAGCUGGCGUUUUGGGAAUGUGAAAACAGGACAAAGCUACCGCAUUUUGUGGCAGUGCAGCCUGAAAAUAAAAAUAAUGAAACCCUGGAAAUAAGUAUAGGAUAUAAAAUUAUAAAUAUGAAAAUAGUUCAUGUAAAUAAAAGUUGUUCAUCUUGUUUUUCAACUUUAUGCAGUAAUGUAAAAUGAUUUUUAUUUAAAAUGUUGACUUCCAUUAAUUUACAAUAAAUUACUGUUAACAUUGUCGCUUUUA